CGUGUGCUGUAGAGGGGUGCAGUCGCGGUAAGCUGCGCAGUAUGUGACGUCCGAGAUCAUACAUCGGGCGAUUGGGUACGUGUGGAACUGAUGACAGCAAGCGUCUGACGAUUGGAAGUUGAGUUGCUUGCAGUGUUGAAUAGCACCUUCCAUGAGCUCAAUGCAGGCAAGAGUCUUAGCCCACCAAUCAGGGAGUUGUGCUCUAAUGCCGAUGCGAUGCUCACCAUUUGGUAUUUCUCCAUCACCCACACGAUGCUCCUUGCUCCUACCGUGCACUGCUCCAUCGACUACGCAGGCAGCGCAGAGUAUGCGUGGUGCUCAAGACGGGUUCCGGCACGGAAGUGGUGCCGUACAAGCCAGGAGCUGCACUCGCCCAGCAAGUUUGAAGGGGAAAGCGUCGCGCCACAGCAAGUGCAUCAGGAACGCGCCACACAACCGGCUCCACUCGCCUCGGGUGGAUUGUUUAUCUGGAAUGUGUCGCCCAUCUGCUCAGCAUCAACAAUCGGUCUUCGCACCCGCGUCCUCCUCGCAGCCUUGGAAGAAAACGAAUCACAUGCGCACAAAGUCGCACGAAGUCGGGUGAUCAACAAGCGGAGAACGAACCGCAAGGCUAGCACUUGCGCCGGGCGCAUCGUGUCAGUGACGUAUAGAUCGGGCCCACUAAUUAAAGCCACUAGAGGCGCGCAUCACCCAUUUG
Molecule: messenger RNA, 697 nt
Organism: Paraphaeosphaeria sporulosa
Lineage: Eukaryota; Fungi; Ascomycota; Dothideomycetes; Pleosporales; Didymosphaeriaceae
Exons: 1
Coding region: 152-583 (143 amino acids)
Source: RefSeq, a predicted model, not a curated record